Molecule: messenger RNA, 918 nt
Organism: Yamadazyma jaroonii
Lineage: Eukaryota; Fungi; Ascomycota; Pichiomycetes; Serinales; Debaryomycetaceae
Source: the annotation of a GenBank genome assembly
AUGAACUUGCUAGUCUUCAUACACUUAUUCCUCAUAACUUACGGGUUCCAUGCUUCGCCGUUGGUUGUAUCAUCACACAAAUUAGUCAAGGGACUCAAAACUUUCUUACCUGAACCCAUUUCUAGACAUGAUGUUGAAGAUGUUACUAAUAUGCUUAAACACCUAAUAACUGAAUGUUCAUCCGAUGAAUACGUGAUUUUGGAUAUUCCAGGGUUAAGAUACGACGAUUUGAACGAUAAGAAAAGAGAGAAUUGGCCCUUCUUAUCGAAAUAUUUGAGUAUCGCUUCAAGUGAUGUAGGAUUACCUUUUGUGAAUGGAGUGAUAGAUUUGAAUUUUAUUAAAGAUUAUAUUGUUCACAAUUGUGAUGCUGAAUUAUUGACUGCCAAUGUUGAAGACGAGAAUAGUAUCAAUUAUAUCGAUACUCGUACCAAAGUUAUAUAUAUGAAGUUUAAUGAUUUAAACGAAGAAGAUAAAUUCAUAAGAACAGACCAAAUAUUCAAGAUUGAUGAGUUUGUCAGAAGAAUUAUUAGAAAGUUACCUUCACCACAUUAUUCAAUAAUAUUAACAUCAAGUAAAACCUCAGAAAUCACCCCUAUUCCUAUGGAUAUGAUGAGAUCAGAACCUGGUACUUACGGGGUAUUUAACAGUAUUAUAUAUGAUGCCAGAAGAAAUAAUGAAGUAGAAUUGAAUAGUAAUUAUAAAGUAGCCGAACCAUUAUGGAUAGAUAGACCUAAUCCUUUAACCAAAUACUUAUUGGAAAAAGAGAAAAGUCUAGUGAAAUUUUUAGAUUACGAUUUAUGGAUGAAAAAUGAAAAACUCAUCAUGACCAUGAUCCUUAUGAUUCUCACCAUCAUGAUGAUCAAGAUGAAGAAGCUAUUCGAUUCAUUCGCCCCUUCUAGAAAGGAGAAAUUACCAUAA